Lucilia cuprina (Australian sheep blowfly) is the source of this 1197-nucleotide messenger RNA. Its product is annotated as alpha-tocopherol transfer protein-like. The record is from RefSeq and is a predicted model, not a curated record. Bases 180 to 1106 code for a protein of 308 amino acids. The transcript has 4 exons. Lineage: Eukaryota; Metazoa; Arthropoda; Insecta; Diptera; Calliphoridae. Gene Ontology annotation, cellular component: membrane. Gene Ontology annotation, molecular function: phosphatidylinositol bisphosphate binding.
AUCAGUUGUGCACCUGCUAAGCGAGGUGUUUGUUGUGCAUUUUUUCAACGUUAAUUAAAAUAUUAAAACAAUAAAAUAAUAAAAUAAAAUAUAACAACCAAAAAAAUCUAAUAUUUAAACGUAAUAACAAGAAAUUAUAAAAAAAUACAUUUUAUCAAUAAAAAAAUAAAAAAUAAAGAAUGUCAAAAAUUCGCCCUUUAUCAGCUAAAUUAGCGUUAAAAGCCCAAGAGGAGUUGGGUGAGAAACCCGAACGCAUCGAUGACGAUAUCAAAGCAUUACGUGAAUGGAUCCAAAAACAACCCCAUUUAAAAGCACGCACAGAUGAUCAAUUAUUGGUGGCCUUCUUGCGUGGCUGUAAAUAUAGUUUGGAAAAGGCUAAACAGAAGAUUGAUAGCUUUUAUGCUAUGCGAAAUGCGGUGCCUGAAUUAUAUAAAAAUCGUUUUGUAGAUGAUAAAGCUAUUGCUAUAUUGAGACAAGGCUGUUUAUUACGUCUGCCUAAACCUUUAAGUGAAGAUGGUCCUCGCAUACACAUUUCCCGUUAUGGUCUUUACGAUACCGAUAAAUUCAGUUUAACUGAAGUAGUUAAAGUUGGCACCAUGUUGGGUGAAAUACAAUUUCGUGAAGAUGACAAUGCCAUGGUUAUGGGCUUUUUAGAAGUUAUAGAUCUCAAGGGUGUAGCAGCGGGUCAUAUAUUUCAAUUUGAUGCUGUUCUAGUGAAAAAACUAGCGGUUUUAGGUGACAAAGCCUGGCCCUAUAGACCCAAAGGUUUUCACUUUGUUAAUGCUCCCUCGGGCACGGAAAAAUUACUCUCUAUAGCUAAGAGUUUAAUGAGUGAGAAAAUAAAGCAAAGAUUCCACAUUCAUUCCAAAUAUGAGUCCUUAUACGAUUAUAUACCUCAAGAGUGUUUGCCAGCUGAAUAUGGCGGCAGUAAUGGUACUGUUCAGGAUGUUAUCAAUACGUGGGAAAAGAAACUUUUGGAUUACAAAUCCUAUUUCGAUGAAGAAGUUCAAUAUUGUUCUAAUGAAAAACUAAGACCUGGCCGACCUGUCAAUUCGGAAUCAUUGUUUGGUAUUGAGGGUUCCUUUAGAAAAUUAGAUAUUGAUUAAAUUGUACAAUUGGGAUGGAGAUACGUUUUUUUUAACAAAAUGACAAAUUAUACAAAGAUUUUUAAUAAAAAUAAUUAAUAUAUUUAGAAAA